AUGGCGCCAGUCAAUAACGACGAUCACAAUGUCGUUACGAAUGAAAUCAAGAACGUUAUCCAAGACUUAUACGAAAUAAUGAUACAAACGCAUAAUUACGACAGCGUCGGGCGACCGACUCGUGACAUUCUCGAGAAGUCUCUCCUCCAACUCUCAACUUCUCUCCAAAUCGUUUCUCAUGCCACGGUUCCCGCUGGGCCUCCGACCGGAAAACCCCAAUUUGAUAGGGUUGCAGGAAAGGCCACGGAUCUCGCGUAUGUUCCACAGGAUGUGAUACAUUACAUAGACAAUGGGCGGAAUCCAGAUAUUUAUACGAGAGAAUUUGUGGAGGCAGCGAGGAAAAAUAAUCAGUUGAUGAGGGGCAAGAUGCAAGCGUUUGGAGAUUUCAGGGAUGUGCUUGCCGGAGAGAUGGAAAAGGUGUUUCCAGAAUUGGAGGAUGAUAUUAAGAUGGUUGUAGAAUAUACCACUGAUGACAAGGAAGAGAAAAAAUGA
Molecule: messenger RNA, 492 nt
Organism: Botrytis sinoallii
Lineage: Eukaryota; Fungi; Ascomycota; Leotiomycetes; Helotiales; Sclerotiniaceae
Exons: 2
Coding region: 1-492 (163 amino acids)
Biological process (GO): positive regulation of transcription by RNA polymerase II
Cellular component (GO): mediator complex; chromatin
Molecular function (GO): transcription coregulator activity
Source: RefSeq, a predicted model, not a curated record